CCUCUGGCGCCCGCACCCCUCCACUUCUGGGUCCGGAUGCGUGCAGCUGGGUGGGAGGAUGCGCCGCACGGAGGCCGGUAGCGGCCAGUUCCCACGCCUCCCCACCUGUCUGGCUAGUGGCUGCGGAGGCCGAGGGGAGGCCGAGGAGCGGGAGAUGUUGGUGCCAGACCGGACUUUGUGGGUGUGAAUGUGGGCGCGUCAUAGGGACCCUCCCUCCGCGCCUUCCCGGGGCUGGACUUCAUGCUCCCAUUUUACAGAUGGGGGAGCAGAAACUUAACAACCAUCUAUUGGCGGGUCUGCAACGCCAGGUCUUCGCGCUGGAAACCCAGGCCUUGUUCCCCCCACAGCCCGCCACUCCUGAGGAUUAGGGACAAGGGUUUGAGUCCCUGCUCCCUACCUGGUGCUCGGUGGAUGGAUGAGCUUGGAGAAGCCAUGUGACAUGUACCUCUCUGAGCUGACUUCCUGGGCUGUGAAAUAGACACAGUACUUACCUAACACCCAUCUUGUUGUUAACGAGGUGGAGGUAUAAGCCUAGAAGCACUUAGCUCAGUGCCUCAGGCCUAGCAUGUGCUUAGAAAAAUAGCCGCUCUUCAUCUUUUUCAGCAAGUGUUUAUCGAGGGCGUAUUAUGUGCUGACACUGCUGGACGCUGGGGAUGCAAAGCUCCACUGGGGCCAUGUCAGAGCGGGAAGAGCGGCGGUUUGUGGAGAUCCCUCGGGAGUCGGUGCGCCUCAUGGCAGAGAGCAUGGGCCUGGAGCUGAGCGACGAGGUGGCGGCCCUGCUCGCAGAGGACGUGUGCUACCGGCUCAGAGAGGCCACCCAGAACAGCUCUCAGUUCAUGAAACACACCAAACGGCGGAAGCUGACCGUGGAGGACUUCAACAGGGCCCUCAGGUGGAGCAGCGUGGAGGCCGUGUGUGGGUACGGAGCCCAGGAGGCGCUGCCCCUGCGCCCCGUCAGGGAGGGUGAGCUCUACUUCCCUGAGGACCGGGAGGUGAACCUGGUGGAGCUGGCCCUGGCCACCAACAUCCCCAAAGGCUGUGCCGAGACGGCUGUGAGAGUUCACGUCUCCUACCUGGACGGUAAAGGGAACCUGGCGCCUCAAGGAUCGGUGCCCAGCGCUGUGUCUUCACUGACCGAUGACCUGCUCAAGUACUACCAGCAAGUGACUCGCGCUGUCCUGGGGGACGACCCACAGCUGAUGAAGAUUGCUCUCCAGGACCUGCAGACCAACUCCAAGAUCGCAGCGCUCCUGCCUUACUUUGUUUAUGUGGUCAGUGGGGUGAAGUCUGUGAGCCACGAUUUGGAGCAGCUGCACCGGCUCUUGCAAGUGGCCCGGAGCCUGGUUCGCAACCCGCACCUCUGCCUGGGGCCCUAUGUCCGCUCUCUGGUGGGCAGUGUCCUCUACUGCGUCCUGGAGCCCCUGGCUGCCUCCAUCAACCCCCUGAAUGACCACUGGACUCUGCGGGAUGGUGCCGCCCUCCUUCUCAGCCACAUCUUCUGGACUCAUGGGGACCUUGUCAGUGGUCUCUAUCAGCAGAUCCUGCUGUCCCUGCAGAAGGUCUUGGCAGACCCUGUGCGGCCUCUCUGCUCUCACUACGGGGCUGUGGUGGGGCUGCACGCCCUUGGCUGGAAGGCAGUGGAGCGCGUCCUGUACCCACACCUGUCCACCUACUGGACGAACCUGCAGGCCGUGCUGGAUGACUACUCCGUAUCCAAUGCCCAGGUGAAAGCGGACGGGCACAAGGUCUACGGCGCCAUUCUGGUGAGUGAGGCCGCCUUCCGGCGUGUCCUGGGCACCAGGAACGGCCCCACCUGGGGGCUCCCGGGCGUCCUCCCCCGGGUGUUGAGACAAAUCGGCGAGGCCCUGCCUUCGCCCGCCCCUGAGACCCGAGGUGCUGAGCUGCGCCCAGAGGACGCGGGGGGAAGGGAGCCGACCAGUGGCCAUUGGCCCAGAAAGGAACUGACUGCAAAUAGCUGCCUGGGGUGGCCAGGCCCAGGUUACCCCCGGCACCUGCCCGGAGCUGCAUCCCGCGGCGCUCCCCCGAGAUCAGCACUCAGCGGCUUCUCUCCGCAGGGCUCCUUCAGUGGCCGCUGUCCCCUGUAUGGCGUGGCGGCCUUGAACCGCUCCUCCCUGGCCUUAUCCAGAGGCUCAGCCCCCUCCCUCUGCUACUUUGUGGCUGGGGCCUCUGGCCUCCUGGCCCUCUACUGUCUCCUGCUUCUGCUCUUCUGGGUCUACAGCAGCUGCAUCGAGGACUCCCAAAGAGGCCGGAUAGGGCUCCGCAUUGCACUGGCCAUCUCGGCUAUAGCCACCUUCCUGGUCUUAGUGUCGGCCUGUGUCCUUCGGUUUGGCACCAGUUCUCUCUGCAACUCCAUCACCUCUCAGAACGCUACAAUUAGCUGCUCUGAAGCCCAGAAAAUUCCAUGGACACCCCCUGGAACUGCUCUGCAUUUUUACUCCAACCUACACAAUGCUGAAAAUUCUUCUUGGGUCAAUCUGGUAUUGUGGUGUGUGGUCCUGGUGCUCCAGGUCGUGCAGUUGAAGUCUGAAGCCACCCCAUACCGGCUUCUGGAGAGGGGGGACCCUGAAUGGAGCUCUGAAACAGAUGUCCUGGUUGGGCCACGCCUUUCCCCUUCCUGAAGAGCAAGCAAGCUGAGUGCUUCCUGCAGCCAUUGGCUCCCUGCCCAAGUGCCUGCAAUCCUCCUGCCCCCUUGGCCCUGUUAUGCUGAGAUCCUCAGUUCCCUCGAAGAGGGAAACAUGAAGACAGCCCCCCUCCACCUCUUCUUACAGCUGUUUUUGUACCAGAAUAUUAUAUGACUUCCUUCAUC
Messenger RNA from Myotis brandtii (Brandt's bat), 2827 nucleotides. It is a transcript of the gene TAF6L, whose product is annotated as TAF6-like RNA polymerase II, p300/CBP-associated factor (PCAF)-associated factor, 65kDa. Gene Ontology annotation, biological process: transcription initiation at RNA polymerase II promoter; RNA polymerase II preinitiation complex assembly. The record is from RefSeq and is a predicted model, not a curated record. Gene Ontology annotation, cellular component: SAGA complex; SLIK (SAGA-like) complex; transcription factor TFIID complex. Lineage: Eukaryota; Metazoa; Chordata; Mammalia; Chiroptera; Vespertilionidae. The transcript is spliced from 15 exons. Bases 654 to 2639 code for a protein of 661 amino acids. Gene Ontology annotation, molecular function: protein heterodimerization activity; RNA polymerase II general transcription initiation factor activity; transcription coactivator activity.